This is a messenger RNA of Acaulospora colombiana, 307 nucleotides long. Lineage: Eukaryota; Fungi; Glomeromycota; Glomeromycetes; Diversisporales; Acaulosporaceae. The record is from the annotation of a GenBank genome assembly.
AUAGUCGUAGUUGCUAGCUUCAGUCAUGGUGAUGGUACGAGCAGUUUACAGAGAGAUAACGGUGCGGUGGGGGGCGCGGAACGACUAGUGGUAGAUGCUGCUCUGGGACUGCAAAAAGAAGGACAUGAAAUAUCUAUAUAUACUUCUCAUCAUGACCCGGCCCACUGCUUUGACGAGACAAGAGAUGGCACAUUACGUGUAGUUCAAUAUGCACCUCCUUUCUUCCUUCCUCGUUCUUUGAAGGGAAAGCUACAUAUUGUGUUUGCACACCUUCGGCAGUUACACCUGACAUGGAAACUUGUCAGAA